Molecule: messenger RNA, 1385 nt
Organism: Protobothrops mucrosquamatus (brown spotted pit viper)
Lineage: Eukaryota; Metazoa; Chordata; Lepidosauria; Squamata; Viperidae
Product: double-strand-break repair protein rad21-like protein 1
Exons: 11
Coding region: 1-1287 (428 amino acids)
Biological process (GO): replication-born double-strand break repair via sister chromatid exchange; mitotic sister chromatid cohesion; synaptonemal complex assembly
Cellular component (GO): synaptonemal complex; cohesin complex
Molecular function (GO): chromatin binding
Source: RefSeq, a predicted model, not a curated record
AUGGAGGCCAUUGAGGUCGCCCAACAUUUUACACUGCACCAGAGCAAAACUGAGGACAUCACAUUGACAGAAUUUUAUGGGCAGACUGUUCUCAAUGGUGUCAAUUUUGAUGACGAAAUUGAAAUUCCAAGGCACGGUAGCUUUUUCAGUGACAGUUUAAUAAAUAGUUCCAAUAGUCUCCUGGCUGAUCACAGUUGUUUGAAUUUAACUGGAGACAAAAUGGCACUAGGGUAUGAUGGAUUUGGAGAUGAAGGAGCUGGAAGAGAUAUGAUUGAUGAUGUUCUUGGAACUGACCAGAAUGGCCUCCUUGCAAUAUUUGACAUAGAAGAGGAACUUCCUUUACCCAACAAAGAUCCAAUUGAUAACAGAAAAACAGGACCUACUUUUGAUCUGGACCAGGCUGCAUCUAAACAUAAAACACGAAAUCACCAACUUAAUGAAACAACGUUGUUGUGCAAUGAGGAGGACGGCUUUGUUCUUUGUCCUAUUGUUGAUUCAGCUCUCCUAAAGAAACAAAGAAGUAAAAGGAAAAGGAAGUUACUUGUUGACGCAGUGAAGCAGCUCAGCAAAGCUACCAUGCAAAAGCAGCUUACAAGUUACAAGGAUACGCUAACCGCUUUGCAUAUUGCACCUCCAACAAGGAAGCUGAUGAUUUUACAAGAGUUGGGUAGCGUAGACAAACUUCUGACCAGACCCACCCAACCUUUCUUUAGUGAAGAUCUGCAGAGGCUGUAUGCUAAGUGUCUGAAGAAUGGAAGAAAAAAAUGGCAGCAAGAGACUGAAGAAAGAAGCAAACAACAAAGUGCCCAAGAACUAUCAAUAGCAGAAAGUUUAAAUAUACCGCAGGACACAAAUUAUCCCCAAACAGAAUCUGUGUUACAAAGCGGCAGAAACAAAAGGGAUGAUAAUACAGUUUCUAAAACUAUGGAAUCGGUUAAUGAAGUAUUUGCUUGGUCCGAUGACCUCUUGCCAUCUUCGGUACGACAAGAAUCCGAGAACGAGCAAGCUGUCUUGGAAAAUGGAUAUCAGACAUGUAAUUUGGACUACGAAGAACAAAGAAGAAGUAAGAGAACACUAAAACUAUUAAAUACUUUCCGGCACUUUGAACAGCAAGGAGCAAAAUCGUUCAGCUUUCUCUCCCUCUGCGAGAACCAGAGCAAGAAAGACGUGGCGGAGAGCUUCUACAGCUUGCUGGUUCUACAGAAACAGCGAGCGAUCGAGGUGGCCCAAUCAGCUCCUUACGCUGACAUUAUAGUGACUGCAGGACCCAGGUUUCAUAUUCUCUGAAGACCAGAGAAGACCCCCCCUCGAAAGACUGGAAACUGAACGCUCCCUUUAAGCAAAAUUGAGCAUCCCUUCUCUGAGUCAAGUAGAGGCAACGACUA